Haliotis rufescens (red abalone) is the source of this 2916-nucleotide messenger RNA. Its product is annotated as extensin-like. The coding region runs from base 1 to 2916 and encodes 971 amino acids. The transcript has a single exon. Lineage: Eukaryota; Metazoa; Mollusca; Gastropoda; Lepetellida; Haliotidae. The record is from RefSeq and is a predicted model, not a curated record.
AUGUUCCUGGUGCGGGUAAGGGACGCAAACCUGCAAGUCCCACAGCCUUACUACAGCCUCUAUACUACCUCCAAACAGCCUCCCUACUGCAUCCACACUGCCUCCUUACAGCUUCCCCACAACCUUUCCACAGCCUCCACAGUGCUUCCCCACAGCCUCCCCAGAACCUCCCCAAUGCCUUCACACUGUCUCCCCACAGCCUUUACACAACCAUCCCACAGCCUCCACACUGCCCCCACCAACAACCUCCCUACAGCCUUCCCCUUCCCAAUGCCUCCUCACAGCCUCCCCACUUUCAUCCCACUGCCUCCCCACUACCUUCCCACCGCCUCUCUACAGCCUCCACACUGCACCCACCAACAAACUCCCUACAGCCUUCCCCUUCCCACAGCCUCCUCACAGACCCCCACUGCCUCCCCACUUCCUUCCCACUUCCUUCCCACCGGCUCCCAACUUCCUUCCCACCGCCUCCCAACUUCCUUCCCACUGCCUCCCUACAACCUCCACACUGCCUCCCCGCUUCCUUCACACUUCCUUCCCACCGCCUCCACACUGCCUCUCCUCUACCUUCUCACUUCCUUCCACUGCCUCUCCACUUCCUUCCCACAGCUUCCCUACAGCCUCCACACUGCACCCACCAACAACCUCCCUACAGCCUUCCCACAGCCUCCCAUUUCCUUCCCACUGCCUCCCCACUUCCUUCCCACCGCCUCCCUACAGCCUCCCCAUUGCCUCCACACUCGCCCCCACUGCCUCCCUACAGCCUCCCCAUUGCCUCCCUACAGCCUCCACACUGCCUCCCCGCUUCCUUCCCACUGCCUCCCUACAUCCUCCCCACUGCCUCCCUACAGCCUCCACACUGCCUCCCCGCUUCCUUCCCACUGCCUCCCUACAGCCUCCCCACUGCCUGACUACAGCCUCCACACUGCCUCCCCGCUUCCUUCCCACUGCCUCCCUACAGCCUCCACACUGCCUCCCCGCUUCCUUCCCACUGCCUCCCUACAGCCUCCCCACUGCCUCCCUACAGCCUCCACACUGCCUCCCCGCUUCCUUCCCACUGCCCCCCUACAUCCUCCCCACUGCCUGACUACAGCCUCCACACUGCCUCCCCGCUUCCUUCCCACUGCCUCCCUACAUCCUCCCCACUGCCUCCCUACAGCCUCCACACUGCCUCCCCGCUUCCUUCCCACUGCCUCCCUACAUCCUCCCCACUGCCUCCCUACAGCCUCCACACUGCCUCCCUACAGCCUCCACACUGCCUCCCCGCUUCCUUCCCACUGCCUCCCUACAUCCUCCCCACUGCCUCCCUACAGCCUCCACACUGCCUCCCCGCUUCCUUCCCACUGCCUCCCUACAGCCUCCACACUGCCUCCCUACAGCCUCCACACUGCCUCCCCGCUUCCUUCCCACUGCCUCCCUACAUCCUCCCCACUGCCUCCCUACAGCCUCCACACUGCCUCCCCGCUUCCUUCCCACUGCCUCCCUACAGCCUCCACACUGCCUCCCUACAGCCUCCACACUGCCUCCCCGCUUCCUUCCCACUGCCUCCCUACAUCCUCCCCACUGCCUCCCUACAGCCUCCACACUGCCUCCCCGCUUCCUUCCCACUGCCUCCCUACAGCCUCCACACUGCCUCCCCGCUUCCUUCCCACUGCCUCCCUACAUCCUCCCCACUGCCUCCCUACAGCCUCCACACUGCCUCCCCACUUCCUUCCCACUGCCUCCCUACAUCCUCCCCACUGCCUCCCUACAGCCUCCACACUGCCUCCCCGCUUCCUUCCCACUGCCUCCCUACAUCCUCCCCACUGCCUCCCUACAGCCUCCACAUUGCCUCCCCGCUUCCUUCCCACUGCCUCCCAACAGCCUCCACACUGCCUCCCUACAGCCUCCACACUGCCUCCCCGCUUCCUUCCCACUGCCUCCCUACAGCCUCCACACUGCCUCCCUACAGCCUCCACACUGCCUCCCCGCUUCCUUCCCACUGCCUCCCUACAUCCUCCCCACUGCCUCCCUACAGCCUCCACACUGCCUCCCCGCUUCCUUCCCACUGCCUCCCUACAGCCUCCACACUGCCUCCCUACAGCCUCCACACUGCCUCCCCGCUUCCUUCCCACUGCCUCCCUACAUCCUCCCCACUGCCUCCCUACAGCCUCCACACUGCCUCCCCGCUUCCUUCCCACUGCCUCCCUACAGCCUCCACACUGCCUCCCUACAGCCUCCACACUGCCUCCCCGCUUCCUUCCCACUGCCUCCCUACAUCCUCCCCACUGCCUCCCUACAGCCUCCACACUGCCUCCCCGCUUCCUUCCCACUGCCUCCCUACAGCCUCCACACUGCCUCCCUACAGCCUCCACACUGCCUCCCCGCUUCCUUCCCACUGCCUCCCUACAUCCUCCCCACUGCCUCCCUACAGCCUCCACACUGCCUCCCCGCUUCCUUCCCACUGCCUCCCUACAGCCUCCACACUGCCUCCCCGCUUCCUUCCCACUGCCUCCCUACAUCCUCCCCACUGCCUCCCUACAGCCUCCACACUGCCUCCCCUCUACGUAUACCUUCCCACAGCCUCCACACUUCCUUCCCACCGUCUCUCCACUGCCUCCACACUACCUUCCCACUGUGUCUCUACAGCCUCCCUACAGCCUCCCCACUGGCUCCCUUUCGCCUCCCUACAGUCUCCCCACUGACUCCCAACAUCCUCCCCACUGCCUCCCCACAGCCUCCUUACCACUUCUUCAUAAUUUGAAAUAUCAGUCCUCCUCGAGGGUUCCAGGUCUUCACAAAUCGCGGAAGGAAGUACCAGCACCUCAUUCUACUCACCUGACCAUUCGAUUUGUAGGAGUGUGUGGCUGGCUUGCAGUUGUGGAGAACUGCAUUGAAUUUUGCAAUUUUGAUUCAUGUCAAGAGGUACUAGUUUAG